AUGAGCAACAACGGUGUGCCAGUCAUGGACAAUGACGCAUCCAUGAAGGAGGAUUCACAGAAACCGACUCCGCGUGUUCGACUUAUCUUGGGUCCCAAUGCGGAUGUCUCUAGCAAAAGAAAAGCAGCCCCCACUCCUGAACAUCAUAAACUCGAUGAUGCUCGUUCAAGCGAGCAAUACCACAAGCAGGCUGCGACGGAAGCUAGACAGCAGCGUCGUGCUGCUAUUCAAGAGAACGACAAUCUUCGAGCUCAGCUCAGCGCAGCUCAGAAUGAUGUCCUUGCUCAUCAGGAUGAAGUGCGUCGUUUGCACAUUCUGAUCGAGGAAGGCCGCAGCAAGCUUGAGGAGAAGAGUCGCGACGAAGGCAACUUGCAUGCUCAGAUAAUGCACGACCAGGACAGAUUGGCAGAUCUGCUACAACGAGUUACAGCUGCUCAAAACCAAGCAGCUGAAGCAUCUACGCAAUCCUAUCGCGCCCAGGAAACACUUAACGUGCGCGACGAGGAAGUUGAUCGACUUCGUGCUGAAGUGUGCGCGCAAGAGGAUGAAGUCGAGCGCCUUCGACAACAGAUCAAAAUGGCAGCACGUACUAAAGCACAACCCUUGGCGGUAAAGCGCCGAGGACGAGUCAGCACCAAACUGUUCAACCCAGGGCGGCCAUCUGUGAUGGAACUCCCACUUGAUCCUGCACCUCUUCCAAACGAGCGCCCUACGUUGUCAGCUCCUACGUCCGAUUCGGGCCCCGAUUCGAGCCCCGAUAUGGAAAUCGAGGCAAUUGCAGCCAAAUUGGACAUGGACGUCGGAGAAUUGGCCAAAUUCUUGGCUGUGAUGAAGCUUGUAAACGGCAACAACGUAAAUGUUGCCAUAGGGCCGUCAGAAGCGACAGGACGCAAAGCAAAGCCCAAGGCUGAAGCAGACGCAAAAGCAGCCGUGGCGCCACAGGACAAGGAGCUAGUGAACGUGGCCCAUGCCAUGAUGCGCAACAUAACUUACCGCAAGUUCGGAUACAACCAAGCGUCGGAUUUCAUCUUUCACGUCUCCGCGACAGAGGAUGAGGUCAGUGCUUUCGCCGAGAACGAUGAAGCCACUGUCACCAAAUGGCAAUUUGAUUUCAAUGAUGACUACACGAAUUCAGCAUGGAACGCGGCUCAGAUGGAGAGACUGGUGGAUGAGGCCGUGAAGGAGGACUACGCUGGAAUGCGAUACCUUCAGAAAGGUCUCAUCAAGCGCGAGUAUCUUGAGCUUAUUGUGACCGAGCAGCUCGCGCGGUACUAUGCGGAGUGGAAGCAGUUCCGCCCCAGGUGGGACAUGGAGGAAGGUCGCAUGGAAACAAAAGCCGAAGCAAUUGCUCGCGGCAAAGUCGUAUUGUACCACCGGCGCACGUUGUCCAAGACCAUCAAUGGACAGCACAACAAAUACGACCAUCGUCGCACCACCGUGGAGGCGACAAUCGCAUUGAAGGAGGCAGACGGUGGGAACGAUCUAACAACCUGGAAGAGAAUGCUAGACCUGCUGGACCUGCUCGGCCCGAGCGGAAUGUCCGAGGAGGAAGAGACGCAUUCGAUCGAGAAGGGUGCAAAGAUCAAGGUUUACAAGAUCAAGUUGUGCGUUUGGCGCGAGCCCGCGAUUGUGGACUACAUGCGCAUGGUGGACGCGCAGACUAUGCGUUUUCAAGCCCUUCAUAACGGCACCAAGCCCGCUCCUUGUGUGCGCGCUCAGAUGCACGGCGACAGACCUCCGCCCAAGGGACUUCCAAAAUGCCUGUACAAUCCGGAGUGGCUGGAAUCCCUUUCUCCGAGAGAGGUUAGGGCUCUGAAGGUGUCGAAGAAUGCAUUUGCGCUAUUUGUAGCGGCAACUGAGCGGAUGGCAAAAUAG
Messenger RNA from Mycena citricolor, 1875 nucleotides. NCBI's taxonomy places the organism in Eukaryota, Fungi, Basidiomycota, Agaricomycetes, Agaricales, Mycenaceae. The record is from the annotation of a GenBank genome assembly.